AUUGAUCAUUGUCAAACACAGUUAUAAUUUGUGACAGAGUGUGCCAAAAGAAGAAAACUUGGGUGGAUGGCUUUCUAUAUCUAGAAGAGGUAAUCAGUUCUAAUGAGUAGGUGGCUACUUUGCAUCCUUUUUUUUUCCUUGUGCAGAUUAUAUGUGUCAGUUCAGAGUGCCUGCAGUUGCCUCUGGCUGGGUUGGGGAUCACAGGCCCCCUGGGCUGGGUUUGGUGAGUUUUUCUCCAAGGCCAGCAGUGAACACUACUACACUCCACCUGAGUUCAGCUCAGAGCUCAUCUCAAAACAUGGGGAGCUGAGGAGAUUUUUGUUUCAUAUUCAUCACUGUUUUUCUCUUAUGAUUUUUUUUUUCACUUUAAACAGUUUAAAAAUCACGAGGAGGUGAGCAAAGAACCUGCUGUGCCCCUGGAUUCUGCAUUUACCACUUUGCUAAAGAGAGCCUAUGAGAGAGGAAGCAAUACCCUACUGGAAGGUGGUGUUCAGACAAAAUUGGCUUUGGCUCCCACCUGACCAGCUUUUGUUGGGAGUAAAGCAUGUGCUGUUAUACCUGAAAUCCACAGUGGAGAACUUCAGCAGGCUUGGUAAAACUUUGGGUCCUCAGCUUGUUGAUCUCUGUGUGGACCUGCUGAGCAUCUUGUUGUGCCGGGACAAUGAAAUAAAGCUGGAGCAGCAGCAGAAGCAGGAGGAGCAUCAGGCUGAUGGGAUCUCUUCAUGGAUGAGGAGCCUCUGAUGACAGAAGUGUCUUCAAAUGACAAGACCCUGGAGGAUGCACUCACCUUGAUUUUCAGACAUCCUGCACUGGAGAGCUGGUUCCUGGCGUUGGAGCUGCGCUCUAUUCCUCAGCCUGGUCUGAACCCUGUCACUGUGAAGCUCCUGUCAGCUCACCUCCAUUCUGGGGUGCUCCAGCUGCUGAAAACGAGAGAUCACAGACACGUCUUGUCCAAGUAUUUCAAAGCCAUCACCAAAAGUGUCCUGGAAGAGCUGCAGACUGGGGGGAAGGACCAAAGCCAGGUCUAUCCCAGGAAGUCUCACCAGCUGCAGGCUCUGGAGGAGCUGCACAUGUACAUGACUGCAGCUCAGCUGAAGGAGAUCACUUUAACCAUGCUGCAACUUCCUGAGAUGGGCUUGGCUUCUCAGAAAUCUGAAAAAUCCCCUAAAAUAGGGAAGCAGUUAAGCUUCUAUGGACAAAUUUGGUGCAGCUCUUUACAGACAGCCACCAAAGACAGCCCCAGCAAGGAGACUUCUGCUGUCCACAGAGCACAUUAA
This is a messenger RNA of Oenanthe melanoleuca, 1277 nucleotides long. RefSeq names its product nucleolar pre-ribosomal-associated protein 1-like. Gene Ontology annotation, cellular component: nucleolus. The record is from RefSeq and is a predicted model, not a curated record. Gene Ontology annotation, biological process: maturation of LSU-rRNA from tricistronic rRNA transcript (SSU-rRNA, 5.8S rRNA, LSU-rRNA); maturation of 5.8S rRNA from tricistronic rRNA transcript (SSU-rRNA, 5.8S rRNA, LSU-rRNA). Bases 723 to 1277 code for a protein of 184 amino acids. Lineage: Eukaryota; Metazoa; Chordata; Aves; Passeriformes; Muscicapidae. The transcript is spliced from 3 exons.